This is a messenger RNA of Culicoides brevitarsis, 2103 nucleotides long. Its product is annotated as testis-expressed protein 10 homolog. The transcript has 2 exons. NCBI's taxonomy places the organism in Eukaryota, Metazoa, Arthropoda, Insecta, Diptera, Ceratopogonidae. The coding region runs from base 19 to 2010 and encodes 663 amino acids. The record is from RefSeq and is a predicted model, not a curated record. Gene Ontology annotation, cellular component: MLL1 complex; nucleus.
UUGAAUUUCCAUCUAAAAAUGACUCGACAUCGAAAGUUUCUCAAAGCCGAAAAGGCAAGAACAAAGCUCAAAGGAGCCCAGCUCCCCAAGGGACUGAAUGUCACAAAAACCGAAUUCAAAGUACGCAAAAUCGUCAUACCGGAACAACUGAAAGACAAAUCCUCGUUGAAUCAAGCACUUUCCCGUAAGCUCUUGAGUGUGAAGGAAUGCGUCGCUCGUCUCGGUCACAACAAUCCGCAACACCGUGCCGAAGGUCUACGAAAUCUCAAGGACAUUAUCGACACAAAUGCCCAGGAAAUCCUCGAUCAACAUUUCUCGACGGUCCUUAAGGGAAUUGCCGAAAUGUCUGUCGACAUCGAACGUGAAAAUCGUCGUGAAGCUUGUCGCAUUUUGAGUUUGUUGUUAAUUGAAGCGGUAAAAGUUCGUCCGGAUGGCAGCAAUAUCGAGCCUUUUUUCAAUAUUUUGUGCUCGUAUUUGCGAUGUGCCAUGACACACAUUACGCAGGCAAUUCAGGAAGACUCGUUACUGCUGUUGGAUGUGCUGAUGACGUACGUGCCGCGACUCGUGGCAGCCAAUCGGGACAAAAUUCUGCCGAGUUACAUGGAUAUGAUAUCGAAAUCGAGGACAGAGGGCAAGCCGGAACGAACAUUGACUGUCCAUUUGGGCAGCAAAAUUACGGGAGUCAAGUGGAGAAUUAAAGUUUUGGAGAGAUUGUGUGCUUUGUUGGUGGCAGUUAACUCGGAAAAGCGUCGCGCGAUGAAAAAGAACGUCGUGGAGUACAAAGCCGAUGCCGAAGUGAAUGUUUUUGAGAUGGAUUUUGAUGAGACACCUCAAGUUCCGGUCAAUUAUUACGAUCCCGAGAAGAAUUUUACGUUUCCUCUUAUUGCUUCGCAUCUCGAAGAGUUACCAGAUUUCUCAAAUAUCGGUGACGAAAAUGCAAAAACAAACGACGAAGGCACCAUAAUAAAGUCUUAUGUGGAACUAACGAUGCCUCUGAUGUUCGAAACGUGGCUCGAAGUCAGACCAAGUAGUGACAAUAUCGAUUCCAACGGGACUUCUAUCACCACCGACGCUGCCUAUACCUUAAAAUUACUCCUUCAAGUCAUCCUGCAGCUUCAAUCUCUCGUGGAACUUUGGUGCGAGGAAGCCAGUAACGACGAAUUAAGCUUGUGGUUCAAAGAAAAAUUCUCCAAUGACUUUCAGCAACAUUUUUUGAUCGCUGGAUUUCCCUUUAAUCAAAUCCAUCACGCGGAAAAUAAGAAACGCAACUCAAAAGGAGGCGAUCGAGACCUCGCAAAAGCUGGCGGCGUCAAAUGUUUCAUCCAAAAUUUGAUGAUUUGCAACAUUUAUUGCCGCGUUGCUUAUUCGCAAGAGAAUUUCAGUCAAAGUGUUUGUUCAAAAGUUGUUAAUUACCUCAAGCAAGUCGUUCGUGUGUGGGAAACGAUUCCAAUUGAAGCUGGGCAGUACUUAAAUGCCGUAUUGCGAAGUGUUUUUCUCAUUGCAAAACUUCCAGGAGUGAAGGAUUUAUUAAAAUCCUUAAUCGCCUCUUAUUUAAAUGAAGAAAACACUCGAAAGGAAAAUAAGACAAAAAUUUCAAUUUUGCUCUGUAACAUCCUCUUGAACAACGAAUUGAUGAAAAAAUUCGGUGUUGAUCUGUUUCAACAAUGGAUUCAAGUCCUUCCAGAACAAUUGUUAGAAGAAAGUGUCUCGCAACGAGUUUUAGACGUCUUCACCCAUCUUUGUCGUCAAUUGAAUCGUCAUUUUUUGUCAAGUUUGGAACAAAAACUCGAAGAUAUCGUUCGAAACUUACCCAAAAUUAAAGUUGUCGGAGCUGCUGAUGAACUAGAAGGACAAAAAUCCAUCGCUUCUUUAGUUUAUUGGAUCAAAAAUGAGGAAAAAUUGAGAUCCGUUCAAAAAAUUGCCAAUUCUGAGUUAAAAGACUCGCCUUAUAUUGUGGGAUUUUUGAACGAAAUAAUCGAAAUUCGAUUAAAAACGUUAAAAAAUAAAUAAAAAAAUUAUUUUAAAUAUUUUUAUUUCUUAUUUAAAUAAAAAUCUACAAUUAAAUUACUACAUCGUCUAACUACUCGUGUGUGGCCUCCAUAU